This is a messenger RNA of Cornus florida, 1397 nucleotides long. RefSeq names its product ubiquitin-conjugating enzyme E2 34-like. Lineage: Eukaryota; Viridiplantae; Streptophyta; Magnoliopsida; Cornales; Cornaceae. The coding region runs from base 429 to 1142 and encodes 237 amino acids. The record is from RefSeq and is a predicted model, not a curated record. The transcript has 11 exons.
UAAAUAAAUAAAAUUCCUAACACAUUAACCCCGACACGCACAGUGGGAGAGUGGGGCAAAAAACAUCUAGAGAAAGUCGUUUUGGCGAUUGAAAGACCCGUAUAUCAUCGAGGAGCAGGACGGUCGAUUUCGAGGGGAAGACUACCUCCUCCACUCGAGACUCCGCAAACCCAAACCCUUGUCAAAUUCAUACUCUAUUUAGCGUCGACUUGUUCGAUCUCAGGUGUUGCAGUAUUCCUCUUUGGAGUUGAAUCAAUGGAUCUUUAUUGGGCUUAACUCAUAAUUUGUGGUAUUUGAUGCAAAUAGUGGGAUUGUUUCUUUCACAAAAAUCGUUUUGAAGACCAGAGAAUUGUAGUGUUGGCAAUCAACUAAAUAGAGUAACUGUCGAAGACUUCGUUGUCUGUUUGGUAACCCAUUGGAGUUGUGAUAUGGCUGAGAAAGCUUGUGUAAAGCGCCUUCAGAAGGAAUAUAGGGCACUUUGUAAAGAACCUGUUUCGCAUGUUGUAGCCCGUCCUUCCCCAAAUGAUAUCCUUGAGUGGCAUUAUGUAUUGGAGGGAAGUGAUGGAACACCUUUUGCAGGUGGAUAUUAUUACGGGAAAAUCAAGUUUCCCCCAGAGUAUCCAUUUAAACCUCCAGGAAUCAGCAUGACCACUCCUAAUGGACGGUUUAUGACCCAAAAAAAGAUUUGCCUGUCUAUGAGUGAUUUUCAUCCAGAGAGUUGGAAUCCAAUGUGGUCUGUGUCAAGCAUACUUACUGGGCUUCUCUCGUUCAUGAUGGACAGCAGUCCUACCACUGGCAGUGUUACAACUACUGUUGCUGAGAAGCAACGGUUAGCUAAGACUUCUCUCGCUUUCAAUUGUAAGAACUCAACAUUUAGGAAAAUGUUCCCAGAGUAUGUGGAGAAGUACGAGCAGCGUUCUGUGCAGUCCGUGCCUGAACAACUGUCACCAGUGCCAAGUCGACAAGAAAUUUCCAAACCCCUGUUGGAGAAAGUUGGUAAUUCUAUGCAAGAGGACCCGAACAGAGUAGAGGCUCCUAAGGAUAUGAAGAACGGCAAGAGGCAAUCUUUUCCACCAUGGAUGCUGCUGUUGCUGGUUUCCAUCUUUGGUCUUGUAAUGGCCUUGCCUCUGCUUCAACUUUGAUUUCUGGACCACAUGUAGGUAAAGUAUUACUAGGGUUACCGGACAUACAGGCCUUUGCAACCUCAAUCGGCUUCUCUUCAAAUGCUCAAUAUCUUAGGUUUGUCAUGUAUCUAACACUUGUAUAGGUGAGUGGUGCUAAUGUGGUUCUCCUUUAAUUAUACUGUUGACAUUUUGUUUUGUCAACCUUUAAAAACAUUGCAUGCUUGUGAUUUGUGUCUUUUUUGUUUUUUGAUUCAGAGGUUCUUGUUUCCCUUA